Acanthocheilonema viteae is the source of this 1596-nucleotide messenger RNA. The record is from the annotation of a GenBank genome assembly. Lineage: Eukaryota; Metazoa; Nematoda; Chromadorea; Rhabditida; Onchocercidae.
AUGAUGCUUACUUUGGCUGGUUUGUGUAUUAUAAACUUCUUCAUUGCUAUUGUUGAAUCGAAUGUAAGUAUUGGCCAGUUGAGAAAGAGUGGACGAAAGCCGAAACCUAGUGGGUAUGGCAAUCGACCACGUGGAGUUCCGUUUGCACGUGGGCCAUUCUAUGCAACCGGUGAAACAUUUGCAUGUGUGGACAACUCCAAGUCAAUCCCAUUCUCACAUGUUAAUGAUGAUUAUUGCGAUUGUCCUGACGGAAGUGAUGAACCAGGAACGUCUGCAUGUCCAAAUGCGAAAUUUCAUUGUUUAAAUCGAGGUUUUAAGGCUGAAGAUUUACCAUCAAAUCGAGUGAAUGACCAAAUAUGUGAUUGUUGUGAUGGAAGUGAUGAAUGGGAUAGUGCAGUUGACUGUCCUGAUAUCUGCAAUGAAUUAGGAAUGAAGUAUCGAGAAGAAGUACGUCAAAAAACUGAAUUAGUAAAGCAGGGUUUUGUAAAACGAAUGGAAUUGGCUGCAGCAGGUCAGCAACUGAAAACUGAAAAAUCAGAACAGUUGAAGACUCUAAAAAAACAAAUGGAUGAAAUAACGAAACUAAGAACUGAUGCCCAAACAAAAAUGGAUGAGAAAGCCAAUCUGGCAGCGGAAGCAAAAAAGAAACAUGAAAAGGCUUGGGAGGAAGAAAAGGAGAGACUCAAGCAAGAAUAUGUGCAAAUACUGUUCACUGCAUUCGACUCGAAUAAAGAUGGGAAGGUUACUUUGGAAGAAUUGAAAUUGGCGAAAGAAUUUGAUACAAAUGGGGAUGGAGCUGUUUCUGACGACGAAAUAAAGCAUGUUUUACCUGAUGAAAUGAAAGAUUGCGACUUCAAAGUAUUUUUGGAAAAUGUUUAUGACAACAUACGCAGUCUUUUUGAAAAACCAAGCGAAGUUGAGACAGAAGAUGAAAACAAACCGCAGUCUGCCUUACCCGUACCAAUAGAAUUUGACUCUGAAUUGCCAGAAAAUAAUGGAACUGAUACACCACGAGAAAUCAAACCAAAUGAAAGUGGAAGUAUUGGCUUGGAAAUUCCUCGAAUCCCAAAUAUUGAUUUAAAGCAACCACCUUUCGACGAAGAAACACAAACAAUAGUGAAAGAAGCGGAGGAUGCAAAGAAGGAGUAUGAAAGUAUUGAUAAACGCUAUACGGAUCUCGAGUUGUCGAUCAAAGAUUCUGAACGGUAUGAAGGUGAUGAUUUUGGGACCGAUAUGGCUUGGGCUUCGCUGAAAGGAAAAUGCUUUGAAAUGAGUGAAAACGAAUAUAUUUAUAAGUUGUGCUUAUUUGAUAAAGCUGUGCAGAAGGGUAAAAAUAGCGCUAUCGAUACCGACUUAGGUAAAUGGAGUGGAUGGAUUGGAUCCGAACCAAAUAAAUAUACAUUACAAAGCUACCAGAAUGGCACACCGUGCUGGAAUGGACCAGAUCGAUCCACAAAGGUAGUCGUUGAAUGUGGAGAGGAGACAUUAUUGGUGGAAGCAUCAGAACCAAGCAAAUGUGAAUAUCUUUUUACUUUGCGUUCCCCUGCUGCAUGUCCAGAUCCUGCAACUAUCACUGACCAACAUGAAGAACUUUAG